This is a messenger RNA of Spea bombifrons (plains spadefoot toad), 3579 nucleotides long. RefSeq names its product centrobin, centriole duplication and spindle assembly protein (gene CNTROB). The transcript is spliced from 19 exons. Gene Ontology annotation, cellular component: centriole; centrosome. Lineage: Eukaryota; Metazoa; Chordata; Amphibia; Anura; Pelobatidae. The record is from RefSeq and is a predicted model, not a curated record. Gene Ontology annotation, biological process: mitotic cytokinetic process; centrosome separation; regulation of cilium assembly. Bases 95 to 3475 code for a protein of 1126 amino acids.
UCAGCAGCGGGUUUUGAAGGGGAAUGCGUUAAUUUUCCCAGGUUGUUAGGGCACAGAAGCCAGGUGAUACUCCUCCUGCUUGUCUCUUACUUCCAUGGCUCUUCCCCAUACCUUCUCUCUCCGAGACGCCUCACUUCUCAGCGGCAUAGAGCCUCUUCCGCUCUCCUCUCCCACAUCUCCCCGCCAGGGCUCCUCUCUCGCUCCUUCUCCCCCACCGGUCCUCUUCUCCACGUCCCCUUCCACUGUGAGGCGCGCGGCCACCUCCAGGGUGACCACCCAGCUCUACGCUUCCCUGAGGAGGAGCCGAGAGUCGGAAGGCGAGGAGUUUGAGGAGAUACCCGAGGGCACUGAAACGGUAGAAGAACUGCUGGCCAAAGCUGAUGACAUGGCGUCUGAGGUGGACGAUCUAGCAGAAGAAACGUCAACGAGGCUGCAAGAAGCCAGAAAGGAGGAGUCCCCGUACAUUUCGCAGAUGGAGUCACUGAGAGGGCAUCUGCAGAACAUGCUGGGUUUCAGCAGGAUUGGAAUUUCACACGGCAUGUCCGUCGAUAAACGAGAAGAAGAUGCAAGUGACUGCACGAGUUCCCUUCUGAACAUCCGUCCUGCGCACAAUGUCUCCCCUCCGCUGUCUCUCUCCGGCCUGGAGGCGCUUUUCCCUCACUACUCGACUUUAUACAACGCGGCCCCCUCCCUGCCUGACCUGCAGCUGAGAGACACUCUAGAGAGAGAGACCACCCGGCGCAAGCACCUGGAGCGGCACAUUCAGAACCUGCAGAACGAAAUGCUGGAGCUGCAGCAGAGGCUGAGCGUGUCCAUGACGGCCGACCGCAGGAAGGACACCAUGAUACAGCAGCUGGACCAGACGCUGGCGGUGGUGGUCGGUGGCUGGAAGCAGCAGGAGAAGCAGAAGGAGGAGGCGAUGGCGCGGCUACGCGAGCAGAGGGAGGAAGCGGAGAAGGCCAGACUGACGGAGCAGGAGACACUGAUCCAGCUCCAGCGGGAACUGUCCCAGGCGUCAGGAGCUCUGAGCAGAGAGAAGGAGAUGACGGCAGAACAGCAGAGGCAACUCCAGAUCCUGCUUGAGGAGAAGACGGCUCUGGCCGGCGAGCUCCAGGCAGAGAGGGAGAGUGCCGAAGCGAGACACGCGGAGGAUCGGAUAGAGCUGGAGAGCCUGAGGUCUCAGAUGCAGGAGAGACAGAAAGAAUCGGAGGAGAGGGAGAGAGCGCUGCAGGAGGAGUGUGAGAAGUGGCAGGAGGAAAAGAGGAGGGAGGUGGAAAGCGAGAGGGCUCUGGUACAGCAGGAGUCUCAGAAGUCUCAGCAGCUGCAGCUGACUCUCGGCUCCUUGCAGAGCGAAGUCCUCCAGCUGGAACGAGAGCUCCAGGCCUCGCGCAGGGAGAGGGACUCUCUACAGAUGGAACUCAACCUGGAGAAGGCUCGCAACGAGUCAGAAAGAGUGAGGAUCGAGAGCGAGCAUAAGGUCCGUUUAGAAGAGGCCAUAACAGAGCGAGUGAGUGCGGUCCACGAAGAGAGCGCGCAGCACAUGAGUGCCGUCAGAGAUCAGCACAGGCGGCAGUUGUUGGACCUCACAUCUCAGCACGAGAGAGAGUUGUCCAGCCAGCUUUCGCAGUUUAAAUCCGAGCUGCAGGAGCGGGAGAGACGGCACAGAGACAUCCUCAUGGACUAUGAGCUGAAGCUGUCUCACUCCGAGGAUCGGUCUCGGGAGCUGUCUGUGACUCUCCGCCGCCUAGAGAGCGAGCGAGCUGAGAUGCUGACACAGCUGCAGGAAGUUAUGAAGAGCCACUGGAGUCAGGCCUUACGAGUUCUCAACGCCAAGAGUUUUCCAGACACCUCAGCUGCGUCUCUCCAAACAACCGAGCAAAGAGCUUCUGAAAAGGAACGCUGCGUGUUCCCACCACAAGAGUGUGGCCACCAAGAGGAGAUGAGGGAGAAAGAUGUCCACGGCGUGGAGACGAUCUGUCAUUUCACAGAUGGCACCGGCCAGCUCGGGGAGAGCGCUAGUUCACGCGUAAUGCACGGCAACCAGCUCCAAAGCAGCAACCGCCAGCACAUGCUAGAUGGUGGCCACCUUGAGCAAAGUAGAAACCAGGUUUUGAAGGAAAACCAUGACAACCAGCAGACUGUUGUCAGCUCCCAGAUAAAUGACAGCCUUAGCUUACACCUAGGUGAGCGCAGCCCACUCAUGGAAAGUAAAAGCCAACAUUUGGUUCCCAGUAGCCACCUGAAGGAGACGAGUUUCCAGUUCAUGGGAGAUGGCGGCCUCCUCGGUAAUCGGUCUAUGUUGGGCAGCAGUGGAAGCGGCCAACAAGUGAUUUUCAGGAGCCAGCCUCCUGUCGAUUCUAUGCUUUUCAAGGAUAAUAUGAGCCAGAUCUCAGUUGGUGAUGGCAGAACAAUGACAUCUAGAGAUACCAGUAGCCAAAGUAUAAGCAGUAGCCAUUUCAAGGAGCCCUGUAGCCAGUCCAUGACAGACGGUAGGCAGCCAAUGGUAACUGGAGACAUUUUUGGUAAUAACUUGUUAAAGAGGGAACUGAUCCAUCCAACGCACCCUACUGAAGGCAGUGACGUUGAAUCGUCGGCCGGUAGACACUUCAUGAAUUACAGUGGCCUGUCCAUGGCAAGUGGAAGCCACAUCAGUAACCAGCCAGCAAUAGCUGCAAACACCAGUGGCCAAGCUUCUGUCAGCGGUAGCCGCACGAAGGAGAAUGAUGACCAGUCAUCGAUGACCAGUAGCUUCUUAAAUAAGAUGAGCCACAUAAGAAACUUUGGUCCUCAAAUUGACGUCGGCUUUAGGCAGGCUCCGCGACACAAUCCGCAGCCCGUUUCAAAGGAGCCUCGGCAAGACCUCAGCUGGCAGCCAAGGAAUCCUGGUGGCUACCAAGAGGGUCCAAGCCACCUACUAAGCCACAGGGCAACAGACCAAGAGGAAAGCUUCUAUCCCUUGCAGAUGGAGGAGCUUAGCGAGAGUUUUAGUAGCCACUUUGGCUUCUACCCCCUGGAACCACAUCCAGAUGGAUCGACUACUGGGAAGGGCUCCCAAAUCUCGCCUGAGCGCCCCUUCCAGGAGGAGGCCUUGCAGAACUUCAGGAGGUCGGACGCCGAGACAGCCCAGAGCGCGAGAGCCGGGGGCGAGCAAGGCGCCUCCAAUCCCCUUCUCCAGUACUACAUCCGUAUGUUACUCGAUCGAACGCCGGGGGAGGCCUUCAGCGAAGACCUGGAAAAAGACGGCUCCUCGAAUACGAAUCCAGACAUGGCUGAGAUGUCCCAGUACGCGGAGAGCAGAGCCGGCCAGCCCCAAAGGUCUGACGAGAAGGAGAAGGGAAGUCUCAGGAGAAAGCCGGAUACGAGAGUGCCAAGCGCGGUAACAAAAGAGGUGCUCUCUUCCCAGCGUCGCCCGGCACAAACAAAGGUCCUGAAGAGGGUGCCUGCGCGCGGAGGGCGUUCUGGCGUCUGGAGAUAGACCUUUAUUUGGAUCCACGCAAUAAAAAAUGGUUUCUGUGCGUAGAGUCUGGGUUAGGAGACUGUGCCUUACGAAGGACGGCUUGAAUUCAUAAUGGGUGAAGA